AUGGGUGGCAGUCAAGAAGAAUUUCCACUCUUGAACAGCCUUGGCUUGUAUGCUUCCAACAUACUCGGUGAUGGAAACUGCCUGUUUCACGCUCUUAGUGACCAGCUGUACGGCCACCAGAAAGAACACCACGUCAUCCGUGAAAAAGUCAUUGCCUACAUGCGAGACCAUGCCGACUACUACAAGCAAUUCAUAGACGCUCAGCCCGGAGGUGGCACCCGGAGGAAUCCCAAGAGGAAGAAUGUCGGCUCUUUCUCAGCCGUCGCUGCUGCUCCCUCCGAGGCCGACAUAGACCACACCUUUCAGAACCACUUGGGCAGGAUGGCAAAAGGUGGCACAUAUGGUGACAACAUGGAGAUUUCGGCUUUUAGCUCCGCCUACAACGUCGACGUCAAGAUCUACCAGCGAGACUUUGCCUACAUGAUCUCGGGCUCUGGCCAUGCCCAAGACCGCGAGAUAGCUCAUAUUGCUUACCACGCUUGGGAGCACUAUUCAUCCAUCCGAAACCUCGACGGCCCCCACUCUGGCCCGCCCAAAGUCACUGUCAAGGCCUUGUCGCCUGACGAAGAGCAGAAGCAGAAAGAGAGGCUAGCACAAACACCUCACGUGCUCCCCUGGAUGGUCGAUGUUGUUUCGUCCUCUCUUCCAUUUCUUGCCGACAAACCUACCAUCAAACGCACCCUCGAAGAAUGCAAAGGCAAUAUCGAUGCUGCCGUCGAUAAGCUCAUGGGCGCCGAAGAAAACGGCAGCCUUUCAUCUGCACAAGAGAGCUCCAGCGUCGAGCGUGAACCUGAUAGUGAUGAGGAAUACCCAGGCAAAGACGGGCCCAACAAGAAGCGAGACCGCAGGCCGUCAUCACGGCAGCAGUCCGGAGAAGUCAACUCUGACGAAAUGCGAGCCAAGUUCGAGACCCACAACGAUUCUUCUGAAUCCGUCAAGUCGGAACCUUCGGAUCCUUCAAGUUCGCAACCCGACAAGAAGGGCGAGCCUCUUCCUGACACACGACCAAGGCCUACCAUCAGACUCAAGUUCAACUCGCAAAAGCCAUCUUCGCCCGCCCCUGCGUCGGCCAAAGGGCCUCCACGACAGACUGCCCGGGACAAGAGAGACAUCAAGAAGCAAGCACAAAAGGCUGCCCGCAAAGAGCGUGAGCAGGCAGCAGCUGGCGGCGAUCGACCCGAAAGUCCAAACACAUCCGGCAUGAAGCUUCGCAGCAAAGGCAUGGUGAACACCCCUCCGAUUGAGUCUGGCUUCCGCACCCUCUUCAUCUGA
Molecule: messenger RNA, 1272 nt
Organism: Aureobasidium namibiae CBS 147.97
Lineage: Eukaryota; Fungi; Ascomycota; Dothideomycetes; Dothideales; Saccotheciaceae
Product: cysteine proteinase
Exons: 3
Coding region: 1-1272 (423 amino acids)
Biological process (GO): protein deubiquitination
Molecular function (GO): cysteine-type deubiquitinase activity
Source: RefSeq, a predicted model, not a curated record